This is a messenger RNA of Cricetulus griseus (Chinese hamster), 2533 nucleotides long. The record is from RefSeq and is a predicted model, not a curated record. Lineage: Eukaryota; Metazoa; Chordata; Mammalia; Rodentia; Cricetidae.
UCUCUGCUCUUGGAGAGGGAGCCGGCUCAACUUGGAUCUUCCAAAGUUUGCUUCCUGGGCUAUGGGAGAUGUGAGCGAGUUAAAAAUGCAAAUAACACCGGAAACUCCAGGAAGGAUCCCCGUUUUAAAUCCCUUUGAAAGUCCUAGUGAUUAUUCUAAUCUCCAUAAACAAACACUUGCCAGUCCUUCUGUCUUUAAAUCCACAAAGCUACCACAUUUUGAUGGACUAUUUUGGUCUAUCGAUCAACUGGCUAUAAUGAAUCCUGUAGAAAUAGACCCAGAGGAGAUUCAUCGUCAGGCCUCCUACUUAAGUCAUUCUCGAACAGAUAAAGAUGUGGAAGACAAAAGACAAAAAGCCAUUGAAGAGUUUUUCACUAAAGAUGUCAUCGUACCCUCUCCCUGGACUGAGCAUGAGGGGAAGCAGCCUUUAGAGCUUCAUCCCAGCCAGUGCCUUAAUAGCAACAGUGACUCUCCAAAACUGAUGCUUCCCUCUGAGAAAUGCAAUGCUGCUUGUCAGACUCUGCUGUCUCUUCCUGUGGAUUUUAAUUUGGAAGCCAUAUUGGGAGACUAUUUUAGAGCUGAUGACUCCACGGACCAAUCUCCUGGGAACCUCAGUUCCUCAUCUCUAAGAAGGAAGCUGUUUUUGGAUGUGAAUGGGAGCAUCUCAGACUCCUUGCCUUCAGCUUCUCCUGGAAGUCCUCCGAGUAGUGCUGGAGAAUCUCUUGAGGGACAGUUUUCUUCUAGCCCCAUUCAAAGUAAUGCAAGAAAAUACAGUUUGGGGAGUAUAACUAGCCCACCCGCUAUUUCUUUACCCACUUUCUCACCAAUUGCACUUCAAGUAGGAAAGACACCACUCUCAGAACAGAGGAAGUUUACAUUUCAUUCUCCUGAAGCUUCAUAUGGAACAAGUUCUACCGGAAUCACCAAUCCAAGCAUCAGGAGUCCGUACAUAGAUGGCUGCUCACCAAUUAGAAACUGGUCUCCUGGGAGACUCAGAGGUGGUCCUCAGUACCUGUCCUCACUGAUGCGGAUCCCUUUCACCCUUGAGACUCAAGGUGAAGAUGAAGAAGACAGUGUUCCCUCUGCAGAUGUCUCUCCACCAGGCACAAAUGCAGCAGUGCCCCUUCAGCAGGUGGACUGUGAGACUUCAGCAUGUGGCGAGUCUUUAGUUGUCACUGCCAUGUCUGUCACACAAAGUCAGUCUAGUGCCUCUGAGAAAGAGCUAGUGCUGUUGGAAGACGCUGAAAGCAAGAGGGAAAAUGACACUGUGGAUAUGUUCGAUCCUAUAGACACAGUUGAUGAGAGCACUUGGAUAAAGGAGCCCGUGGAUAAUGGGAAUUUACCCAUGACUGAUUUUGUCAGUGGGAUUGCCUUCAGUAUUGAAAACUCUCAUAUGUGCAUGUCACCUCUUGCAGAAAGCAGUAUUCUGCCCUGUGAAAGCAGCACUAUCCAGAUGGACAGUGGCUAUAACACGCAGACUUGUGGAAGCAAUAUCACUGAUAUUGCUGGGACAGAAAGCUACUGCAAAGAAAAUGUCACACAGUCCUUUGAAGUGGAAAUGAAAUCUCAAGUUUGUAAUACAAAGCAAGACCACGCAGUGCAGAGGUGCUGGGUGAAGACCGCAAGUGCAUCAAAGUGCAGCAGCCCGUAGUCUCUAGACCAGAGACCACCGCUCAGUAGCUCCUGGUGCUUCCUACACAUCAUCUACCGCGGUGGUGACGGGGUCACUGCGUCCUUACACCUAGCUCCCUCCAUAAUGUGAAGAGUCAGUCCGCAACGGAGAUUAGUGACAGGAGCAGGAGCUCCACAUUACGAAGUCACAAGCUUCUUUUUUUUAACCAAUAAAUAUUUUUGUAUUUGCUUUGAGUGGUUUGUUUAACAAAAAAUUAUGGCAGCUGAUGGUUUUCUCCUGUCCUACAGGGUCACUAAACCACUUGUUAAGACUUGGAAUGAUAGUCCUGAAUUUAGCAAAUCUUUGAACAUGAUAAAAAUGUUAAAAUUGAAUGCACUAUAUAUUUUUACAUGAAAACUGUGUGAAAGAAAUCUUCAAAUACAAAACUUACUGAAGAGAUAAAAAGGCAAUAAAAUAGACUCCCAAAAAUUUCAUUUCUGUAUGGAAAUGACUUAGUGUUUGGUAUAACCACUCUAGUUAGUACUCUAGUGAGUGUAAAUGUGCUACUGCCUGGGUGCCAUCCUGUCCAUUGCCAUCUGUGGGGUGGGUAUGUGAUACCACAGUAGUAGUACCGUCAUUCAUUCCUAGGGUGCCCCGCAGAGCUCAGCCUUGGCUAGGGAGAUGAACAGACAUGGGAGAAUCAGAAUCAUCAGGAACAGUGGAAUUAAUUCCUUUUGGGCUUAGAACCAUGAAGAAACAACUGAGAAAAUAGCUAAAUACAUUUAAAAAAAAAUCUGUAGAGAUGGAUAUAAUGUGUUUGGAAAUAUCUAAGACUAUUUUUGUACUUAUUUUGUAAAAACUGAUAAAAUGAUUCAUCAUUAGUUCUGGAAAAUAAAGAUGUAAUUAUUAUUAUGUCAUUUU